GGCAGAGGCGGGCGGGCGAGGUCAAGAUGGUGGCUCCGCGGGCGGGGGAGGCGGUGGAGGGAGGAGGGGCCAGACCAUAGCCGGCCGGAAACACCGACGCCCACAGGCCUCGCGGGAGCCGCCACCGCCGCCUCUGCAGCCGCCUCCGCCGCCUGCUCCAGCUCGAGCGACGCGAGCGGGCGGCGGGGCGGGCCGCGAGAGAGGCACGAGAGGAGGGAGGGCGGGGGCGGAGUCGCCCGCCUUCGCCUCCGCCCCCGGCCGCCGUCCCGGGCCCUACCCCGCGCGGCCCUGCCCGGCCCGGCCCGCCCAGCCCCGGUGUGGCAGCGGCUCAUGGCGGCGGUGGGGCCCCCGCAGCAGGUGCGGAUGGCCCAGCAGCAGGUCUGGGCGGCGCUCGAAGUGGCGCUCCGGGUGCCCUGCCUUUACAUCAUCGACGCCAUCUUCAACUCCUACUACGAUUCCAGCCAAAGCCGGUUCUGCAUCGGGCUCCAGAUCUUCCUGCGGCUCCUUGGUAUAUUUGUAUCCAGUAUUGUUUUGAUCUUGUCACAGCGAUCACUUUUCAAGUUUUACAUGUACAGCUCAGCCUUUCUAUUAGCUGCAAUUUCAGUGUUGGUAAAUUAUUAUGCUGCUUUGCACAUUGACUUCUAUGGUGCCUACAACACAUCAGCUUUUGGAAUUGAGCUGCUUCCUCGAAAAGGGCCCUCACUCUGGAUGGCACUCAUCGUACUGCAGCUGACAUUUGGAAUUGGAUACAUUACACUACUCCAAAUUCAUUCUGUCUAUUCACAGUUAAUUAUUUUGGAUCUUUUGGUUCCUGUAAUAGGCUUAAUCACAGAGCUACCAUUACACAUCCGAGAGACUUUAGUUUUUACUUCUUCCUUGAUUCUCACAUUAAAUACAGUGCUUGUCUUGGCAGUGAAACUUAAGUGGUUUUAUUAUUCUACAAGAUAUGUUUAUCUUUUAGUGAGGCACAUGUAUCGAAUUUAUGGAUUACAGUUAUUAAUGGAGGACACAUGGAAGAGGAUUCGUUUCCCAGACGUACUGCGAGUCUUUUGGCUAACAAGAAUUACGGCUCAGGCUACAGUAUUAGUGUACAUUUUAAGGAUGGCAAAUGAAACUGAUUCCUUCUUUAUUUCUUGGGAUGAUUUCUGGGACCUCAUUUGCAAUCUUAUCAUCAGUGGAUGUGAUUCUACACUCACUGUACUGGGCAUGAGUGCUGUAAUUUCCUCAAUAGCCCAUUAUUUGGGCCUUGGAAUAUUGGCUUUUAUUGGAUCAACUGAAGAAGAUGAUAGGCGGCUUGGCUUUGUAGCACCUGUUUUAUUUUUUAUUUUGGCUCUUCAGACUGGUUUAAGUGGGCUAAGGCCAGAAGAGAGACUUAUUCGCUUAAGUAGAAACAUGUGCCUUUUAUUAACAGCAGUCCUGCAUUUCAUCCACGGAAUGACAGACCCUGUAUUAAUGUCUCUCAGUGCCUCUCAUGUGUCAUCUUUUCGUAGACAUUUUCCUGUGCUCUUUGUCUCUGCUUGCCUGUUUAUUCUUCCUGUUAUACUCAGUUAUGUUCUUUGGCAUCACUAUGCACUAAAUACAUGGUUGUUUGCAGUUACAGCCUUUUGUGUGGAACUCUGCUUAAAAGUAAUUGUCUCUCUCACUGUUUAUACAUUGUUCAUGAUUGACGGCUACUAUAAUGUCCUCUGGGAAAAGCUUGAUGAUUAUGUCUACUAUGUUCGUUCAACAGGCAAUAUUAUUGAAUUUAUAUUUGGAGUAGUAAUGUUUGGAAAUGGGGCUUAUACUAUGAUGUUUGAGUCAGGAAGUAAAAUUCGGGCUUGUAUGAUGUGCUUACAUGCCUAUUUUAACAUCUACUUACAAGCGAAAAAUGGUUGGAAGACAUUCAUGAAUCGUAGAACUGCUGUAAAAAAAAUUAAUUCACUUCCUGAAAUAAAAGGGAGCCGCCUACAAGAAAUAGAUGAUGUGUGUGCAAUCUGCUAUCAUGAGUUUACAACAUCUGCUCGUAUCACACCGUGUAAUCAUUAUUUCCAUGCACUUUGUCUUCGGAAAUGGCUGUACAUUCAAGAUACUUGUCCAAUGUGCCAUCAAAAAGUGUACAUUGAAGAUGAUGUCAAGGAUAAUUCACAUAUAUCUAACAACAAUGGAUUUAUUGCACCCAAUGAAAAUCCAGAGGAAGCCGUAAGAGAAGCUGCUGCUGAGUCUGACAGGGAGUUGCAUGAAGAGGACAGCGCGGAUUGUGAUGGCGAUGCCCAGAGAGAAAGGAGUGCAGCAGUUCAGCGCACAGGCCCAGCAGCCGAGAGACUGAGGAACAACGACACUGACUAAGCUAGCACUUACUGACCAUCGAGGUGUGUGUUUGCAGUUCAGUUCAUCCAAAAUGGAGUAAUAUGCUUCACUUCAGUGUGUAACCAAGCACAAAAACAGUAUCGAUGUUGAAUCUGUGAAUGGUUUUCCGUUUACUGUGAUGUGCUGCUGUAAAUAUACCUCUUUAAUUACUUCUGGUCUCUUUGGUGACCUAUUUAAAUUUGUGUACAUUAUUGUACAUAGAAUAAAAUGUUUUCACAUUUUUAUGACAAAUUUGAACAAAUAACUUUUUAAUAGAUGUAAUAAUACGGUGCGUCAACUGUGCCAAAGAUUGCUCAAUGAAAGUAUAUAAUGUAUCUAAUUCUGGACCCAGGUUUUUCUUUAAAAUGCGUGGGAGAGAAUAAAAAUGCAGAGGGGGGAAACCAUGUUAAAUCAAGGAAAUAAAACAAUUUGGACCAGUGG
Messenger RNA from Hippopotamus amphibius kiboko, 2766 nucleotides. It is a transcript of the gene RNF139, whose product is annotated as ring finger protein 139. NCBI's taxonomy places the organism in Eukaryota, Metazoa, Chordata, Mammalia, Artiodactyla, Hippopotamidae. Gene Ontology annotation, biological process: ERAD pathway. The transcript is spliced from 2 exons. The record is from RefSeq and is a predicted model, not a curated record. The coding region runs from base 331 to 2325 and encodes 664 amino acids. Gene Ontology annotation, cellular component: endoplasmic reticulum; endomembrane system. Gene Ontology annotation, molecular function: zinc ion binding; ubiquitin protein ligase activity.